UGAGCUGGAGACUCGGUAAAGUUGUUGUCGCCGGAAGUCUGGGGGAAAAACGCUACCGGGUGAUGGCGGCAAAGGCUAAGGCAGAGGAGGUGGGUGGGGCUGGUCUCGCCCAGCGGUUGGGAGUGUAGGGGCGUUUGCGGCUAGACGAAGAGGCGGUGCCAGGGAGUCAGAGAGGGGGCCGCAGACACUGUGGGGUCGGGGUCGGCGGUGAGGGCGCCCGGCCUGUCGGGAACCGCGGGGAAUCACCUGGGCCGUCCGGGAAGAAGCUGAACCGGCCCCGCCUCCAGCUUGUCCUCCGCCGCAGAUGCCGGUGGACGGCGCAGAGGAGCAGCAUCCCCCUGCGGCGGCCGAGGAGUUGGCCGCCCAGAAGCGCGAACAGAGACUGCGCAAAUUCCGGGAGCUGCACCUGAAGCGGAAUGAAGCUCGAAAAUUAAAUCACCAGGAAGUUGUGGAGGAAGAUAAAAGACUUAAAUUACCUGCAAAUUGGGAAGCUAAGAAAGCUCGUUUGGAAUGGGAAUUGCAGGAAGAAGAAAAGAAAAAAGAAUGUACAGCAAGAGGGGAAGACUAUAAGAAAGUGAAGUUGCUAGAGAUCAGUGCAGAAGAUGCAGAAAGAUGGCAGAGGAAAAAGAGGAGGAAAAACCCCAAUCUGGGAUUUUCAGAUUAUGCUGCUGCCCAAUUACACCAGUAUCAUAGGUUGACAAAGCAGAUCAGACCUGACAUGGACUAUGAGAGACUGAGAGAAAAGCAUGGAGAGGAGUUCUACCCAACAUCUAACAGUCUUCUUCAUGGAACACAUGUGCCUUCCACAGAGGAAAUUGAUAGGAUGGUCGUAGACUUGGAAAAGCAAAUUGAAAAACGAGACAAAUACAGCCGGAGACGUCCUUAUAAUGAUGAUGCAGAUAUUGACUACAUUAAUGAAAGGAAUGCUAAAUUCAACAAGAAGGCAGAAAGAUUCUAUGGUAAAUAUACAGCUGAAAUUAAACAAAACUUGGAAAGAGGAACAGCUGUCUAAUCUCCUUCAGGAACUGUUCUGACUGCCAAAUUGUACCAGUAAAUCAGGACUCUUUCCUUUUAUAAUUUGUAAAGACAUGUUUUACAAAUCUGUGUAUUUUCAUACUUAUAUAUUUAUUAUUCAUUUGUUUUAGAAAAAUCUGUCUUGUAUUUCUGUUUAAAGUGUGUGCUUAAUGUGUGCACUCUGCUAGGCUUAAAAUCCUUAGGUACGAACACAAGUCAUCAUCAUGCUGAAAUCUGUCAUACAUUUGACUUGACCUGGAGUUGAACUUGGGAGCUUCAGAGGUGAGAUGCUAAAUUGGCACUAAUUCUUCUUAUAAGCUAUGGUAGGUAGUGAAAGGAAGGCAGUGGUCACUGGAAAUUCAACCUAAUCCCUCCCUGCUCCAAGAGGUCACAAUUAGCAGGUGCUUGCCUGUCCCAUGUUCCAUCCCAUAGCCCAGGUCCAUUUAUGGGGCAAGCAUAGAGGGUGGGAGACUGAUUCUCCGAUAGCAUUUUACAAAUAUGCCAUCCUUCAAAAAGCAAAUAUCCCUUGGAAGAAGGUUAAAACACUUGGUGAAAGUAUUAUUAAAAUACACAUAAUACAAUCUUUUUUUUUUAAAGGCUAACUGGAAUUCUAACCUUAUUUCAACUGUAACUAAAAAAUUAGGACGUGAUUUUAGUAGUAAUUAUGGGAAACAGACGAUAGAAAACCUGAAGUCAGGAGUAGCCCAUGAAA
This is a messenger RNA of Balaenoptera acutorostrata (minke whale), 1726 nucleotides long. RefSeq names its product pre-mRNA-splicing factor SYF2-like. The record is from RefSeq and is a predicted model, not a curated record. Lineage: Eukaryota; Metazoa; Chordata; Mammalia; Artiodactyla; Balaenopteridae. Gene Ontology annotation, cellular component: post-mRNA release spliceosomal complex; Prp19 complex; catalytic step 2 spliceosome.